AUGUCCCGUUACGACGAUUAUCGCUCUUCAACGGGGACCCUUGACUCUCGCGACCGAUACGAUCGCUAUGCACGGGGUCCCCCGGUGGCCGAAAGACCCCGCCAUGCCGAAGAGCGCUUCGAGGACCGCUUCGACUCCCACUUCCGCGAAGGGGACCGAUAUGGCCCUCCUGCACGAGCUCCAGGGAGGCUAUAUGAAGAUGACCACCUCGACCACCCAUACCCUGCUGGUCCCGUUGAGGCGCAUGACCCCCGCCGACGUCGUGACGAAAGCCCCUCCUUUCGACCUCCACGUCUUAUUAGGCGGCAGUCCUCCUUAGACACUUUCGACCGCAUACCCCGGCGCAAGAUGGAGACUCUCGAGCGCGAGCGCGUUCCCCGCGCUCCCCGUGUGCCUGCACCGCCUCGCCAUCACCCCUCUCCCGGCCGAUAUCGCGAGCGUGAAGUGUACGAGGAUAUUAGAAUCGCCGAGCCCGACUACUACGGUGAUGAAGAGUUUAGAGAUUUCCGUGAUCGUGAGAUGGUUGAUCGCCGUCACCGCUCGAGCAGCAAUGCUCACAGGCAUCAUGAGAAGCCUUAUCCUCGCAAGGGAAAGACCCGCGUACCUCGUCACCUCGCCCAUAUCCACGCGAUCUUGGAUCUAGGCUAUCCAUUCAAGGAGGAGGAUGAUGUGAUUGUCAUCCUUAAAGCAUUGUCUAAGGACCAGAUUGACGAGGUGAUAACCUUGAGUCGUGAAUUUAAUCGACCACACCCCGUGGAAACCGAGUUCAUCAGACGGGCUCGCUCUCCCCCCAUGCGAGAAAUCCCUCGCGAGCGGGUUACGACCGAGUACCUGCAGGUUGAGGCACCAUCCCCCCGCAGCAGCGGAGCCUUUAUCGUCGAGGCAUCGCCGUCUCGCCAUCGAUCACGGUCCCGCCACCAUGUAGAGCCCCACGAUGAGCUUUUGGGGGUGCCACGAGCGUCCCGUCGGCGAGCGGUGUCAGUUCAUGACCCUGCAUAUCACCAACUGUCCCCAGUGCAGUACAUCCAGGAGCGAGAGUCCGAUGGUGUGCGUCAGGGAUCUAUGGUGCUUGUUCGUCCCCGUGAGCGUGAGAGCGAGCACGAUAUGACUGAGUACAUUCGCCGCUUGGAAGACGAAACUAGACUUCUUCGCCUGGAGCGAGAGGGUGGAAUCGAGAUCACCCGACAGCGGGAGACAGAUACGAUUGACAAUCGAGGCAACGCUCAAGAGGUUACAGAGAUUCGGCGACAGGAGCGCAAAGAACCCAGCUCUCGUCUUAUGCGUGCGAUGAUGGCUACGCUGACUUGA
Molecule: messenger RNA, 1308 nt
Organism: Penicillium brevicompactum
Lineage: Eukaryota; Fungi; Ascomycota; Eurotiomycetes; Eurotiales; Aspergillaceae
Exons: 4
Coding region: 1-1308 (435 amino acids)
Source: RefSeq, a predicted model, not a curated record